AUGAGCUUCGGUGAGUGCAGCAAACAAGGCAAACCCCAUCUCUGCUUCCACAGAGUUUAUAACCGAGCAGAUGAGGCCAACAUGGAGCAAUACAAUACUAACAAUGUGGCCAAAGUAAGAUGUCUGGGAAACAGCUCUCUGGCCAGAGAACACAUGGUUAAUCAACUUUUGGUAGGCUCAAGUGACAGGCAAGUGUUGAGAAACCAGAUGAGGAGGGGAAGCAAUGAAUGCUCACUGGAGGUUUUAGUUGAGGGUCAGAGACCUGGCGCCACCGGCGGGGACCUGGAAGAGGGAACUGCUGGUGUCCUCACCAGCGCUCACUGGACAGUAAGCUUCAGGAAGCCGGAUCCAGGAUGCCCGGCGCUCCUCCCGGGCCUCCCUCCCCGGGCCUCCCUUCCCAGGCCUCCUGGGCGCUUGGAUCCUGGCCAUGUCUGCACCCUUCAAAUGGGUGUGGGUGAUUUCAUAAGUGGACGCGACCGCCACCGAGGGGAAAGCGUGCAAGGAAGUGGCGGGAGGCGGGGCGGGGAGGAGAGGGAGCAGUGGGAGGGAUGCCGGGCAAGAGUGGGAGGGAUACAGGCCGCUGUGGGAGGGUCCCGGUUCUUGUCCUUCACCAUCGACGCCAACCUGGCCACGGACCCGCGGUUCCUCACCUUCCUGGGUUCUCCAAAGCUUCGUACUUUGGCCAGAGGUUUGUCUCCUGCAUACCUGAGAUUUGGUGGCACCAAGACGGACUUUCUCAUUUUUGAUCCCAAGAAGGAACCAACCUUUGAAGAGAAAAGUUACUGGCAAUCUCAAGGCAACCAGGAUAUUUGCAAAUCUGGAUCCAUCCCUUCUGAUGUGGAGAAGAGACUACAGCUAGAAUGGCCCUUCCAGGAGCAACUGCUAUUCAGAGAACAGUAUCAGAAGAAGUUCAAGAACAGUACCUAUUCAAGAAGCUCAGUGGAUAUGCUGUAUAGUUUUGCCAAUUGCUCAGGCCUGGACUUGAUCUUUGGUCUAAAUGCAUUACUGCGAACUGCAGAUUUGCACUGGAACAGUUCCAAUGCUCAGGUGCUCCUGGACUACUGCUCUUCCAAGGGUUAUAACAUUUCUUGGGAACUAGGCAAUGAACCUAACAGUUUCCGGAAGAAGGCUGGUAUUUUCAUCGAUGGAUUGCAAUUAGGAGAAGAUUUUAUUGAGUUGCAUAAACUUCUAGGAAAAUCUGCUUUCAAAAAUGCAAAACUCUAUGGUCCUGAUGUUGGCCAGCCUCGAGGAAAGACUGUGAAGAUGCUGAAGAGUUUUCUGAAGGCUGGGGGAGAAGUGAUUGAUUCAGUUACAUGGCAUCACUACUACUUGAAUGGGAGGAUUGCUACCAAAGAAGAUUUUCUAAACCCUGAUGUAUUGGACACUUUUAUUUUAUCCGUGCAAAAAAUUUUCCAGGUCGUUGAGGAGACCAGACCCCACAAGAAGGUCUGGUUAGGAGAGACCAGCUCCGCGUACGGGGGUGGAGCGCCCUUGCUGUCUAACACCUUCGCAGCUGGUUUCAUGUGGCUGGAUAAACUGGGCCUGUCGGCCAGAAUGGGCAUAGAGGUGGUGAUGAGGCAAGUGUUCUUCGGGGCCGGAAACUACCACUUAGUGGAUGAAAACUUUGAACCUUUGCCUGAUUACUGGCUCUCUCUUCUGUUCAAGAAACUGGUGGGCACCAAUGUGUUAAUGGCAAGUGUAAAAGGUCCAGACAGAAGCAAACUUCGAGUAUACCUUCACUGCACAAACAUCAACCACCCAAGGUAUAAAGAAGGUGAUUUAACUCUGUAUGCCUUAAACCUCCAUAAUGUCACCAAGCGCUUGCAGUUACCGUAUCACUUAUUUGACAAGCAAGUGGACAAAUACCUCAUAAAACCUUCGGGACCUGAUGGGUUACUUUCCAAAUCGGUCCAGCUCAAUGGUCAAACUCUGAAGAUGGUGGAUAACCAAACCCUGCCAGCUUUGACCGAAAAACCUCUCCGCCCAGGAAGCUCACUGGGCCUGCCAGCUUUCUCAUACGGGUUUUUUGUAAUAAGAAAUGCCAAAGUUGCUGCUUGCAUCUGAAGAUGAAAGACAUAAAGUGGCCCCGGGAUUUAUUUUUGUCAAGUGUAUUGAUAAGAGAAAAGCAAAACUCAAGCUAUAGGAAGGCGAGCAGAUGCAUUACAGAUCAACUCAUGGGAGCAUUACAGAGCCACUGGGACACUCUCAGGCUAGAUUUAGCACAGUAUUUUGCUCUAAGUAGACCACUGAUUUAAUAAUAACACCCAGUGCCAAAUACUAUGCUUGUACUUUGCAUGUAUUAUUUUUAUUUAAGGUUAUUAAAAACGUAUACAAAUGUUCCCAAUACAGCCAGGAGGCAAGUAAAUGAAGGAUAUAUUAUUUUAAGAAAGUGCUUAGAUGUUUUUAUUUUUCAAAAAACCCAGUUAUUAGAAGAUUGCCAGAUUCUUUCCUCCCUAUGCUGUCUCUAUGGGCUGCUGUCAGUCAAAGUUUACUACCACAACCUUCAAAUCAUCUAUAAAAGAGAGACAGUCUCUUUGCAGCUUAACAGAGAGCUAAAUUCAGCCACUGCUUCUCUUCUCUCUGUUCUGGUCGUCUUUGUCAGAGGACAGAUGCUUAGAUGUAAAAGUAUUUUUUAAAAAAUGAUUAAUGACAAUUCAGAGGGAAGGGAUUAUGUAAACUUCAAAUAAAAUUUUUUCAAAUGUCUGUAAGUGAAAUUGAUUUACCAAGAGGAGAAAACUUAGCUCAAUACAGUAUAACCAUCCCGGUUAAUGUUUACCUUUAAUCUACCUUAACGUUCUUGUUUUAGUUGGCUGCAAGUAACAGAAAACCUUGAUUCCAGUGGCUUAAACCUCAAGAACAUGUAUGAACCCACAUAACGAGAAGUUCAAGCACAGUGAGCUCCACAGCUCUGUUUGUCAUCACGGAAUCAGGCUCCUUCCAUCUCUCUGCUCUGUCACCUUUAGUGUUGGUUUGAUUCUCAAGCUGCUGGCAUGAUGGCUGUAGCUAUUCCAUGGGCCUGUACAGCAGCAGCCAGAGCAAGAAGAUGAGCAAUUUUUUCUUUCUCCUUCAUAGACUUGAAGGACCCUUUCUCAGGGGUUCUCUUAGCAAACCUCUCCUCAUGUCUCCUCGCGUCUUAUUGGUCAGGAAUGUGUUGUGUGGCCACUCCCCCCAGCCACUGCCAACAUCAGUGAGAUCCCUACCACUGUCUCCUCUGGAAUCUUUUGGAAUGAAGAGGCUGUUGGGAAGUCCAUGACACUGACCACUACAGUUCUGUGCUUUUUAUCAGUGACAGAAUGUGUUAUUUUUUCUCCUGUGUCUUAAUUCUUAGAAAUAUAAUUCUUUUUAUAUAUAUUUAUGCCUGCUGUGAAUAUUGUCACAAUUAAAUUUAAGUACAUUUAUAAGAGCUAAAGCUUGAACUCAAAGUUUGGAUGCUUUAAUAUCCUUAAGUUUUAUACGUAUGUGGUUUUUAUAUUUUCACAUUUGAAAUAAAGUAAUUUUUAUAACCUCAAUAUUGCAUGAUUAUUCUUUUAA
This is a messenger RNA of Vicugna pacos (alpaca), 3531 nucleotides long. The record is from RefSeq and is a predicted model, not a curated record. NCBI's taxonomy places the organism in Eukaryota, Metazoa, Chordata, Mammalia, Artiodactyla, Camelidae.